UUUAGUCUAACACAUUGUUGCAUAAAAACCAUGGCACAAACGAGUGGGUUAGCACUAGAGCGUCUGCUAGAAGACAAAGACUCUGCUCGCUCUAUUAUGAUCAUAGAUUCAGUUCAACAAUCCGGCAAUCCUCUACUUCUUAAUUUUGCUGGUCGUGCAGCACAAGAUCAACCGCUGGUUGUCUUAUGUACCGAAACAUCACCAAAGUCCAUUCUCAAAUCAAUAUCUAAUCACCAAAACGCAAAUAUCACUUUCUAUGACGCAUACUCUAAUCCUAAUGGAUGGAAUUCCACCUUUCCAACUGACCAGCUUCUUGAGGGCAAGCACAAGUGCCACACCGUCUCACAGUUAUCUGACCUCAAACCACUGGUGAAGGCAUUGGCCGAACAAACCCAAGCACACAAGCGCUGCACUGUCAUUAUAGAUUCUCUCGCACCACUUUUAUUUGCUGCAUAUGAGCAAUGCUAUCAGCUUGUAAGAUCUUUAGCGUCUUUAGCAACAGAUGAUAGGAGAGUCAUUGUUAUGCACCAUGCAGACAUUUCAUAUGCAAGGGCAGCUGCACGGCAUGCGCCAUCACUGAUGGAAAGUCUGCAGCGAUUGUUUUCAGUUGCCAUCCAGGUGGAGGCGCCACCUCAAACAGACACGUCCAACAUGGAGCACCUUACCGGUUUCAAAGCUGUCGAUCAAUUUUCUUACAUGAACACCAACUCAAAUAAUACUACGGCUGUUGCGAAGAUCAUGUGGAAGCGGAAGAGCGGCAAGGUUUUGCAUGAAACAAACGCGUUUCGAUGUGAUGGUCAAGGCAUCUCUGUCAUGACAGCCGCCGCCCAGGAGACGGAAGAGGAUCUUGACGAAGAUUUACAAGAAUCGGCUGGACCGGAUCCAACUGCCAAUCUAUCGUUUAACUUGACAUUGACUGACGAACAAAGACGUGCAAAGGAGAAGGUCGUUUUGCCUUACUUGAAGGCUCAAAACAGAGGAACAGUCGAAAUCGAGUCCUCAGAACCUACCACGACACCAGCACCGCCCUCUUCCGGGUCAAUCUACUACGAGCCAGAUGCAGCUGACGAUUUUGACGAUGAAGAUCCCGAUGAAGACUUGGAUAUUUAAAACUCUUCGACAAGUAGUUUUUGGGUUAGAACCUGCUUAGAAGUUCUGAAAGACAUUGUAAAAUAAAGGGAACGACAGACCAACUACUCUCUUGAGAAUAUGUAUUUCUUGUCUUUCGAAAUGCUGUUAUUGGUAUUGCUAUUGUUAGAUGUUUAUCUC
Molecule: messenger RNA, 1269 nt
Organism: Umbelopsis ramanniana AG
Lineage: Eukaryota; Fungi; Mucoromycota; Umbelopsidomycetes; Umbelopsidales; Umbelopsidaceae
Exons: 2
Coding region: 31-1110 (359 amino acids)
Biological process (GO): tRNA wobble uridine modification
Cellular component (GO): cytosol; nucleus; elongator holoenzyme complex
Molecular function (GO): tRNA binding
Source: RefSeq, a predicted model, not a curated record